Molecule: messenger RNA, 263 nt
Organism: Chinchilla lanigera (long-tailed chinchilla)
Lineage: Eukaryota; Metazoa; Chordata; Mammalia; Rodentia; Chinchillidae
Product: BPI fold-containing family C protein-like
Exons: 2
Coding region: 14-250 (78 amino acids)
Molecular function (GO): lipid binding
Source: RefSeq, a predicted model, not a curated record
GGUGCGAGCCGAGAUGGGCCUGGUCCUCCAGGGAUGCCUGCUCCUGUGGAGUCUCCGAGGCGCACUCACCCAGGCCGCCCAUGCCGGGAUCACGGCCAGGGUCACUCAGCGGGCGCUGGACUAUGGUGUCCAAGCUGGGAUGGAGAUGAUGGAACAAAUUAUAAAAGAAAAGCACAUCCCAGAUUUAAAAGGCUCUGAGACGCUCGAAUUCCUGAAGAUCGAUUAUGUGAACUACAAUUUUUCAAAGUAAGUAAAAGAGCCCU